UGUGCCUCCCUCAACGGGAGACAGCCGCUGGCACUGCCGGGCCUGAGCUGCUGCCUCUGCCUAGGCAUUUGGAGGCGGUGUAAGGCCCUGCUGCGGAGCCGCGCGCUUCUUCGUGAGCUCCAGGGAGGGUCCCCGGUCGGUGAAGGCACGGGCCUGUUGUAAAUGUUUUGCGGAAGCGCAAUACAGACUGUGUGAUGUUGACAAAUGAGAUUUUCCCCAUGUGGGUCCUUUCUUCACUGGCCUGGGAAAUCCUGUUGGUGUCUCAAACUUAUUUCCUUACAGAAGUGCUACAGAUGCUGGGAAGUAGCACUGACUUACUACGCUGGCAACAGAGCUAAAAUUAUCAGUAUUUGAUGAUUGUAGGAAGGAAGAAGAAUGGAAGAUAAUUAUUUUAGACGACUUUACCACUAAACUACUGUCGUCAUGUGGCAAAAUGACUGAUUUACUGGCAGAAGGCAUCACUGCUGUGGAGAAUGUUUAUAAAAACCGUGAGCCUGUCCCUCACAUGAAGGCAAUCUAUUUCAUCACUCCGACCAAGAAGUCUAUAGAUGGUCUUAUAAAUGACUUUGUAAGUAAAUCAUCCAGCAAGUACAAAGCAGCUUAUGUCUACUUCACUGACUUUUGCCCUGACAGUCUCUUUAAUAAAAUGAAGUCCUCCUGCUCAAGGGCUAUAAGAAGGUGCAAAGAAAUAAAUGUUUCUUUCUUUCCAUAUGAAUCUCAGGUAUUUACUCUCGAUGUCCCAGAUGCAUUCUUCUGCUGUUACAGUCCAACUGUGGAAAAGGCAAAUGGUAAAGAUGCCAUCAUGGAAGCAAUGGCUGAACAAAUUGUUACAUUAUGUGCAACUUUAGAGGAAAACCCAGGAGUAAGAUAUAAAAGCAAGCCGUUGGAUAAUGCCAGCAAACUUGCACAGCUAGUUGAAAAUAAGCUUGAAAACUACUAUAAAAUUGACGAGAAAAGUCAAAUAAAGGGUAAAACCCACUCCCAGCUGUUAAUAAUUGAUCGUGGCUUUGACCCUGUGUCCACUGUACUCCAUGAACUUACCUUCCAAGCAAUGGCAUAUGAUCUGCUACCAAUUGAAAAUGAUACAUACAAAUAUAAAACAGAUGGAUCCAGUGGAAAGGAAAGGGAGGCAAUUCUGGAGGAAGAGGAUGAGCUGUGGGUGAAAAUUCGGCACAAGCAUAUUGCAGAUGUGUUAGAGGAAAUUCCAAAACUCUUGAAAGAAGUUUCAUCGAAGAGAAAAGCAACAGAAGGAAAAUUAUCACUAAGUAAUCUGGCCCAGCUAAUGAAAAAGAUGCCCCACUUCCGUAAACAGAUUACCAAGCAAGUAGUCCAUCUUAACAUAGCAGAAGAUUGCAUGAGUAAGUUUAAAUCCAGUAUAGAAAAGCUGUGCAAAACUGAACAGGAUUUAGCUCUUGGAACUGACGCAGAGGGCCAAAAAGUGAAAGACUCAAUGAGAGUCCUUCUUCCAGUUCUCCUCAACAAAAACCAUGACUCUUAUGAUAAAAUAAGAGCUAUCCUCCUUUAUAUCUUCAGCACAAAUGGAACUACACAAGAGAACUUGGACAAACUGAUCCAGAAUGUACAAAUAGAAAGUGAUAGUGACAUGAUAAAAAAUUGGAAAUACCUUGGUGUACCUGUUGUGGUCUCGUCUGCUUCUCAGCAACGCAGACAAUCAAGGAAGGACCGCUCUUCAGAAGAAACGUUUCAGCUUUCCAGAUGGACACCUGUUAUCAAAGAUGUUAUGGAGGAUGCUAUAGAAAACAAACUAGAUUCAAAAGAAUGGCCUUACUGUUCCCAGUGUCCUGCAGCCUGGAAUGGUUCAGGGGCAGUAAGUGCUCGCCAGAAGUCCAAGACUAGUUACCUGGAUGAUCGAAAGAGUGGUUCAAAGCUGAUAGUUUUUGUAAUUGGAGGCAUCACAUACUCUGAGAUGCGCAGUGCUUAUGAAGUUUCUCAAGCCUACAAAUCUUGUGAAGUUAUUAUUGGUUCUACUCAUAUUUUGACACCCAGAAGAUUGCUGGAUGAUGUAAAGAUGCUUAAUAAACCAAAGGAUACAGUUUGCAUUGUGGAAGAGAAACUGUAAUGUUCAAGCAGUACUAUUUCAGUAGUGAUUAACUAAAAAUGUAUUAAGAGAUCACUUCAUAUAAAUAGUAUGUAAAUAUUUUUAUGGAAUUAACUUUUCCAGUGAUGUAUUUGGGAAAGUACACACCCUCAACUAAUGGAGUAUCUUUUUAUAAUUUAAAUUUGCUGAUUUUCUUUUUGGAGUUAAAGGCAGGAAGAAGAGGGAAGAAGUGUCUAACACCUUGUUUUUAUGUUGUAUGGGUAUGGACAGCAUUUCGCAGUAAAAGUGCUUUCUGAAACUGACAUCUUUACCACCAGCAACAAAUCAUGCUAGAAUUUAGAAAUCAUCAUGUUUUGUAUAUAUACUAAUGGCUCUUUCAGUAAUUAUGAAAGCUUUCUAUGCUGGAAACUGGAGAGGUUUUCUGAAACUGACAUGAAAGUACCUAGACUUGGAGAAGUUUCAGAGGCAAAAGCUGUAAAUAUAAGCAUAUGGUAAGAUUAUUUCACAUGAGUGCAAUGUCUCUUGCAAUAUGUAAAAUUCAAUUAAAACAAUUUCUAUUAAAAAAGGAAA
This is a messenger RNA of Gopherus flavomarginatus (Mexican gopher tortoise), 2629 nucleotides long. RefSeq names its product syntaxin binding protein 3 (gene STXBP3). Bases 434 to 2080 code for a protein of 548 amino acids. NCBI's taxonomy places the organism in Eukaryota, Metazoa, Chordata, Testudines, Testudinidae. The transcript is spliced from 19 exons. Gene Ontology annotation, biological process: neurotransmitter secretion; vesicle-mediated transport; intracellular protein transport. Gene Ontology annotation, cellular component: secretory granule; plasma membrane. The record is from RefSeq and is a predicted model, not a curated record. Gene Ontology annotation, molecular function: syntaxin binding.